AUGACCUCCAUUCUCGGUAGUAUGAAUCGGUGGAUUUUGCAUUGGGUCAAAGACUUUUUUCUGAAGACGCGUCCAUAUAUCUUCAGAAUACCUGUUGAACUGAUUAUCGAAAUUCUCAAAUUUUUGGAAUGGAGAGAAGUGUUACUCGUGCGACAAACAUGUAAAUAUCUUGCUGGUGUAACUACGUCUCGGGCUAUUUGGAAAGGACUUGUCGAUGAAUACCUUGUAACAAGCUUCAUGCCGCCGAAGAUAGAGCGACCACUCGCGUCGCAUUCCUCUCAGGAGCUCGAGUGUCUAUUCCUUCGAUGGAAAAGUGCAGAUCUUGCUUUUGGAUCCGACAAAUUUAUUACUCCCCAAGAACGAGGGCGCUGGCUAUUGAGCAUACAGCAAACAGGGGCCGUGCAAUACUACGACCUCGAUGCAGAGAUGUCUGUCGCCGUCGAGCUCAUCCCAGCACAGAGUGAAGAAGCCGUUAUUACGUCAACUAUCGACUACGACAUGGACGCUCCAUUUCUGAAAUUCAAUAUUGCGUUUUGCUACAAGUCUGAAGACGCGCUCGAGAUGGAAUCUCAUAAAUUUCGAGGAAAUCGUUGUAUAUGCAAAAUAUGGAAUGUCAAAGCCAUCCUGGAUGACACUAGGCAUGUAAUCGGCCUCAUUGCUACACAGAUCGCUUGGUUUCCAUUUGGUGUGGAAGUGAACAGUGUGCCCAUGUUCUCUCUUCUUGGAUCAAAUCUAGCGUGUAUCACACAUUUAGCGUCCCUUGCACCUUCCUACGAACCCUGUCUACUACGCAUUAUCAAUUGGCAACAGGCUCACGAAAACCCUCUGCGUUAUACAUUCCGGGUGGUUGAGAGGUUAGAACGCCAAGCAUGCGUACAGCUCCUGCCAACGGGCAAAAUCCUCGUUACAGAAUAUGGGAAUUACAAACUUUACGACUACUUAUCUAUACCUGAAGGGAAUUAUACGCCGGAACAACCUAUAAGUUCUUAUCAGCCAAUCUGGAAUAUAAAAGGACCAAGUUGUGACUGGCCCUUCAACUGUUUCUUCACCGGGUCACGGGCAUAUGUCAUCAUCGGCGAAUACGCGUUGGUGUCGAUGCUGGCAUUUGACUAUGUGUCCCCAAGUGGCACCCCACCGUCUAUGAAUAUCGUUUAUCGAGACAAAACGGUCCUUCUACAAGAAAAAGGCACUUACGUUGGUGCGAAGCGUACAAUUGCACUUGUUCGUCUUCACACACUUCGUAUUUUGGAUUAUUCAUCCUUCACAACGUCCAAGGAGCCGGUAGUACUCCGUCAAGAAGGGGUGACGAACAUCAACAUCAUCUCCUACCUCAUCGCUGAUGACAAUAUUGGGAGAUGUAAGACGCGUCCAUGUAUCUUCAGAAUACCUGUUGAACUGAUUAUUGAAAUUCUCAAAUUUUUGGAAUGGAGAGAAGUGUUACUCGUGCGACAAACGUGUAAAUAUCUUGCCGGUGUAACUACGUCUCGGGCCAUUUGGAAAAGACUUGUCGAUGAAUACCUUGUAACAAGCUUCAUGCCGCCAAAGACAGAGCGACCACUCGCGUCGCAUUCCUCUCAGGAGCUCGAGUGUCUAUUCCUUCGAUGGAAAAGUGCAGAUCUUGCUUUUGGAUCCGACAAAUCUAUUACUCCCCAAGAACGAGGGCGCUGGCUAUUGAGCAUACAGCAAACAGGGGCCGUGCAAUAUUACGACCUCGAUGCAGAGACGUCUGUCGCCGUCGAGCUCAUCCCAGCACAGAGUGAAGAAGCCGUUAUUACGUCAACUAUCGACUACGACAUGGACGCUCCAUUUCUGAAAUUCAAUAUUGCGUUUUGCUACCGAACACAAGAUGCGGGCAAAAUGGAAUCUUAUAAAUUUCAAGGAAAUCGUUGUAUAUGCAAAAUAUGGAAUGUCGAAGCCAUCCUGGAUGAUACUAGGCAUGUGAUUGGCCUCAUUGCUACACGGAUUGCUUGGUUUCCAUUUGGUGUGGAAGUGAACGGUGUGCCCAUGCUCUCUCUUCUUGGGUCAAAUCUAGCGUGUAUCGCAUAUAUAAUGUCUCUUUCACGUUCCUACGAACCCUGUGUAGUACGAAUUAUCAAUUGGCAACAGGCUCACGAAAACCCUCUGCAUUAUCCAUUCCGGGUGGUCGAGAGGUUGGAUCAUCAAGCAUGUGUACAGCUCCUGCCAACGGGUAAAAUCCUCGUUACAGAAUGUGGGAAUUACAAACUUUACGACUACUUAUCUAUACCUGAAGGGAAUUAUACGCCGGAACCACCUAUAUGUUCCUAUCAGCCAAUCUGGAAUAUAAAAGGACCAAGUAGUGACUGGCCCUUCCGCUGUUUCCUCACAGGGUCACAGGCAUACAUCGUCAUCGGCCAAUACGCGUUGGUGUCGAUGUUGGCAUUCGACUAUGUGUCCACAACUGGCACCCCACCGUCUGUGAAUCUCAUUUAUCGAAGCGAAUGGGCCGAUAUGCAUCGAAGAGCCACUUACGUUGGUGCGAAGCGUACAAUUGCGCUUGGUCGUCUUCACACACUUCGUAUUUUGGAGUAUUCAACCUUCACCACGUCCAAGGAGCCUGUAGUACUCCAUCAAGAAAGGUUGACGAACAUCGAGGUCAUCUCCUACCUCAUCGCUGAUGACAAUAUUGGGAGAUGUGUUUCUAUAUUUAAUGGCUACGAUGACAGAUACAAGCACCAGACCGAAUUUCAUGUGGUAGAUUUUGGCAGACUGCCGAAUCAGUUAGCUCAGUCCUGCCAAGUUAUACUUGCGGACUGCCUGUAA
Molecule: messenger RNA, 2781 nt
Organism: Psilocybe cubensis
Lineage: Eukaryota; Fungi; Basidiomycota; Agaricomycetes; Agaricales; Agrocybaceae
Exons: 9
Coding region: 1-2781 (926 amino acids)
Biological process (GO): SCF-dependent proteasomal ubiquitin-dependent protein catabolic process
Cellular component (GO): SCF ubiquitin ligase complex
Molecular function (GO): protein binding
Source: RefSeq, a predicted model, not a curated record